CUGGAGAACAGGUGGAUAUGCCAGUGUUCUUUUUUAUUGAUCCAGAAUUUGAAAAUGAUCCAUUGAUGAAAGACGUGGAUACGGUCACUUUAUCUUAUACCUUUUUCAAGGCAAAAUAUGAUGAUAAUG
Molecule: messenger RNA, 129 nt
Organism: Racocetra persica
Lineage: Eukaryota; Fungi; Glomeromycota; Glomeromycetes; Diversisporales; Gigasporaceae
Source: the annotation of a GenBank genome assembly